This is a messenger RNA of Sclerotinia sclerotiorum 1980 UF-70, 777 nucleotides long. RefSeq lists its product as hypothetical. The coding region runs from base 1 to 777 and encodes 258 amino acids. The record is from RefSeq and is a predicted model, not a curated record. The transcript has 2 exons. NCBI's taxonomy places the organism in Eukaryota, Fungi, Ascomycota, Leotiomycetes, Helotiales, Sclerotiniaceae.
AUGGCCGCCAUGCUUGCCAUUAGCAUCUCGGCAAUUCCACUUCCUUUGAACAUCAACCUCGGAGCUUAUUCACCUGCCUUGGUAGUCGGUGAUGGUGAAAUAUCAUUCGGAGGAAAAGCAGAUGUAUCCAAUCUUAUGAACGCACUUGAAGGAGCAGCCGUUAGCGGGGCCGCAACAAAUGGUGGCGCUAAACCACAAACACAAGCACAAGCAGCACCAGUUGCAGCGGCCGCACCCGCCGAAGCACCCACCGAAGGCAAGACUGAAGCCCAAGUAACAGCACUACAAGGAAUGGGCAAGGAAAUUGCACCUCGUAUUGUUAAGCUCGAACGAUCUGAUGUCGAAAAAGCUGCCAAACGUGAUAUUCAAACCUUGACUGCUGCUCUCAAUUACGCUGCCGGUGCCAUUAAGACCAGUCCAGAAGUCCAACUCGGAACAGAAGAAUCUGGUGUUGGUAUUCUUGUCAAGGCUGGAAGUACUGCUAAUGCACCUGCUGCUGCCGGGGCUGCUGCAAAAGUUAAGAUGGGCAAGCGUGAAGACGGUGCUGCAGAUGCCAAGACGAAGACUACCGUCACUACUAUGUUUAUCCGUGGUGGACCAGCUGUCGGACAAACAAACUCCAUCUCUACAGUCCACAACGUCGAAGAGCUCAACAACUCGGCAAUCACCAAGCGUGAGCCAAGUCCGGCUAUCGAUGGUGUUAACCUCAAUAUGGCUGAGGGACAAGUUGCCGAACUUACUUUUGUAGAGACAAGAAGCGCAGAUGAUGAGGAAUAG